Molecule: messenger RNA, 2013 nt
Organism: Durusdinium trenchii
Lineage: Eukaryota; Dinophyceae; Suessiales; Symbiodiniaceae
Source: the annotation of a GenBank genome assembly
AUGCCUCCGAAGAAGCGGACCUCAGGAGGCGAUCCGAAGGCCAAAUCGGGUAAAAAGCCGAAGGCGGGUGAUGGUCUUGCUCCUCUUCCACCAGAUUCACUGGCCAUGCCGCAUAUGAAGAUUUUUGAGGAAUGGGCGGCCGAAAACUUAGAGAAGCACAAGAAGACCUUGGAUGUUUUCCUCGUGGAGAACCUGUCGUGCGAGGAAGUGCAGCACAACCUGUGCUUGCUGAUCUUGCUGAAUGGCUUCCAAAGUGACCCUAACAAACCGGGAGUUGAGAAGCUUACAAUGACCAGCAUUGUGAACCACUGGCUGUCUUCUCCAACCACUCAGUAUCGACUUCGCGAGGAUCUUGGCAUGGAUGAGACACAGUGUGGUUUGCUGGGUCCUUCACGGCUCUUUGCAGUGAAGGGCUGGAACAGGUGCCUUUCGCUGCUUGGUGUCCUGUACUGUGGCUUCACAACCCCGAGCCUGAUCGAGGCAUACGAAAGUGCAGCCCAGAUGGCCUCUGUCUAUUCAUUAGGAAAGCAGGAAUCCACGGCCGCAGUGGCACUCCUUCACAAGAUCCCCGGGCCCAUCAAAGCGGCCCUUACGGAGAUGGUUAGGCAGUAUACAAUGCCUCGAUUUAUCACUCACGAGGCCGAAGCCUUGCAAAGGAACUGCGGAGGCUUCCUGUGCUGCCUGGAUGUCUUCUUGAGCAAAGUGCCCAAGGACUUUGCGGACAAAGCUCUCGUAGAGAUCCACAAGUCGCUUUCAGCCCAGUUGCUUCAAACAACAUUGGAGCAAACCAAGCACACCUUUUCAUGUGACUUGAACAAGCUGAAGCAGUGGGUGGCCCGAUGGGAUACCUAUGCAUCUCAACAGGGUCUCCUCGACUACAAAUACAUCCAAGACCGUUUCGAAAAAGGGAAGCAGGUGUGCAAGACGCUGUUGGAUGACCUGCAAAAAACUGUUUGCUGUGGGAGCCUGCAGCUGGGGCACCCGACCAUCGUGGCCAGCCAAGCAGAGAUGGGGCCUGACACGUUGACUAUCAUGGUGCUUGAUGCGACAUUGUGGCCUUCACGCCAUUUGCUCAUUGACGAAGCAGUGCAGCUAUGCAGCGCUGUUGGAGAGUGGGGGCGAGCGUGCUGGAGUCUCCAGAAACAGCUGCUCAAUGAGGACGACAUGAUGGAGAGGAUCCCGGACCUGGUGCAAAAGAAGCUAGAGCAAAAUCCGGACUUCUUGAAGAAGUGUCAGGAAGAGAUUUUGGAUGACCCCAAGUUUACCCAGAGCCUCAAGACCUGGCACGCUGGGUCCAACCCUGCUCCAUCGAGUUCGACCACAACCGGGCCUGCUCCUCGCACCAUUGCCACGCCUGAAUGGGGCACGAGUGAUGGUCCCCGCAAUGUCCGAAAGCGGGCAAGUUUGGAUGAGGUGCCACUCAGCGACUUCGAGUCUGGAAAUGUGACCCUAGUCUACAGAUUUAUUGUCUUUGGUUCCUAUCGUGAUGGCAUGGGGAUCUGUGGCAUGGCGAACAUUGGUGGGAAGCCGGACUUGUUCAUUGUAUGGACGGAGUCCAACCAGCUUUGGAUCCUCAACAAGGGAGGCAGCGUGGGCAGUCUUUCUGCCCAGGAGCUCUUCGGAUUCAACACUGGUACAUUUGUAGAGCUUCCAUCAGGUGAGGGAGAGCUACGAACCAAUUCUAUUUCAUGGGUCCUUUCUCAGGACAGCGCGUUGAUCGUGAUGUCGGAUGACAAGUCCAUCACCUCCUUGGCAGACCUCAUUUGCAAAUUAGCUGGCGAGAGGGGCGUGGACGGUGCAGGGCUUCAAUCGCCUAUGGCAUACCGCUACACAGCCGCUAUGGUGGACGCGGCCUUGAAAAAGGUCAAGCCUGGAGGCAUGGCCGAAAGGCAGCCAGAUCCCUUGGAGCAAAUUGAUGCUGAUGAGGGAGGGAUGGAAGAUGGGGAGGAGGAGGCCUGUGAGGAAGAUGAGGUCUGUGAAGGUGGCCAUUUGUUCGCACUGGAAACCAACUAA